Balearica regulorum gibbericeps (East African grey crowned-crane) is the source of this 1638-nucleotide messenger RNA. The record is from RefSeq and is a predicted model, not a curated record. Lineage: Eukaryota; Metazoa; Chordata; Aves; Gruiformes; Gruidae.
AUGAGCUUGCUAUAUAGCGAUAACAGUUGUGGAGCCCGAGACGGGGAAAGCGGCUGCUGUGCAGCCAUGGCCAGUGCCUGCAGCGUUGGAGCGAAAGAAGAUAGCGUAAGCGUCAGCAGUGGGACUGGAAACCCUGCAAGUUCUUUCACAGAGGAGACACAAGGCUAUGAUGUGGAGUUUGAUCCGCCCUUGGAAAGUAAAUAUGAAUGUCCAAUCUGUUUGAUGGCUCUUCGGGAAGCAGUGCAGACACCAUGUGGACACCGUUUCUGCAAAGGCUGCAUUGUCAAAUCAAUAAGAGAUGCAGGUCACAAAUGUCCAGUAGACAACGAAAUUCUUCUCGAAAAUCAACUUUUUCCUGACAACUUUGCUAAACGGGAAAUCCUUUCGUUAACGGUUAAGUGUCCCAACAAGGGCUGCAGUAUGAAGAUGGAGCUGAGGCAUUUAGAGGACCACCAGUCACAGUGUGAUUUUUCCACUGUGGAAUGCCCACAGUGCCAAGGAACCUUCCAGAAGAACCAUCUGAAAGAGCACAUUACACAAGAGUGUCCAAGGCGUCAAGUCUGUUGUCCAAACUGUGCUACAUCUAUGGCCUAUGAAGUUAAAGAGCUUCAUGACCAAACUUGCCCACUGGCCAAUGUAUUUUGUGAAUAUUGCAAUACAGUGCUCAUCAGAGAGCAGAUGCCUAACCAUUAUGACAAUGAUUGUCCUACUGCUCCCGUGCCAUGUUUUUACAGUGCCUUUGGGUGUCCUGAAAAGAUGCAAAGGAAUGAACUGGCACGACAUAUGCAGGAGUUCACUCAGGUUCACAUGAGAAUGAUGGCUCAGAGUUUUCAAAAUAUCAGCGUUACUGCUACAAAUCCUGUACCCUUCAUCAAUGGCCUACCCUUUGACCCUGCCCUCUUUUCACAUGUGUCACAUGCCACGUAUGAUUGUAAUCCAGAAGUUGAAAACUUCAAAGAAACUAUUCAGCAGUUGGAAGGUCGUCUGGUAAGACAAGAUCACCAAAUCAGAGAACUCAUUGCUAAAAUGGAGACUCAGAACACUCACAUGGCAGAACUCAAACGUACUAUCCGAAAUUUGGAGGGAAGGAUUACUGAAAUGGAGGCACAGCAAUGUAAUGGUAUUUAUAUCUGGAAGAUUGAGAACUUCAGUGGACUUCAGAAAGCCCAGGAAGAAGAGAGACCUGUUGUGAUGCACAGUCCUGGCUUCUAUACUGGAAAGCCUGGCUACAAGCUGUGUUUGCGCCUGCAUAUCCAAUUACCAAAUGCUCAGCGUUGUGCUAAUUUUAUAUCUCUGUUUGUCCACACUAUGCAAGGAGAAUAUGACAGCCAUCUGCCUUGGCCUUUCCAAGGCACUAUACGACUUUCUAUUUUGGAUCAGUCAGAAGGCCCCGAAAGGCAGAAUCAUGAAGAAGUAAUGGAAGCCAAGCCAGAGUUACUAGCCUUCCAGAGACCAACAAUUCACCGCAAUCCAAAAGGUUUUGGUUAUGUGACUUUCAUGCACCUGCAAAACUUGAAACAAAGAACCUUCAUAAAGGAUGAUACCCUUCUGGUGCGCUGUGAAGUUCUAACACGUCUAGAUUUAAACAGUCUCCGCAGAGAAGGAUUUCAAGCUCGCAGCACUGAUGGAGCUAUGUAG